AUGAGAUAUUAUGCAGAGUAUUUGAGUCGAAUCAACAGUGUGUCUUUGAGCGUCGAAUCAGAUGAAUGUAUUGAAAAACUAGAUAUUGGCGGGCCGUCUAUACAGGUGCUCAACGAGGUGAUCGUUCUUCCGGCGCCCGUGCUUCCAGCCAGCGUUGAGCUGGGCAGUUCCAAGACGUCAUUGCGUCUGCCGUGCAGCACGAUUCAAGAGCACGAUAGAUCGAAUCAGUGGGCAAAGAACCCGCCCUGGACGGCAUCUGAGCUUUCGAGACAAAAGGUCGUGGUCAAAUGUCGCCACUGCGACCGCGUUCUGGCUAAAUCGAUAGCGGUGUGGAAACAGCUGCCGUCAGAGCACUGGGCCGAACUAAUGGACUUUUGGCACUGCCAUAAACCACACACCCACGGCGAGGAGUUCAACCCGGCAUAUGCGGUUAGUAAAUUCGAGCCGCAGCCAUCCCUGGCGUACGUCAGUGAUGCCUAUUUAUUGAUUCACCCCGACGACCUCGAUUCAUGCCCGCAUGUGUCUGGGGAGAAGGUUUGGAAGUGGGACGUCACCCUGAGCGGUGCACAGGUCGAGUCUUAUCCCACUCAGGUGUUUGCUGCAAGUAUGCUAUGUGAACUCAUUGACUCGCACGCUAUUUAUUCUUUCCAUCUCCACGACCCGGAUCAGCAGCUGCGGCUUCUCGUGUGGGUGUUUAACCGUGAUAUAUACUACACCAGCACAGGGCAAUUGCCAAAGCACGGUCUGAAAGUCAUGUAUUCUCUGGACCCUGCCCAAUUCCCCACCCUUUACCAGACGCGGGGGGACGUAGAGGAUGUUAUUCUGCCGCUGAAUGCGGUCUCGGAGCUCAGGCGAACUCUCGAAGAAUCCACCGCUAAACUUCCGGAAAAUGCGUCUCAAUUCGGGCCCUGGAAAAUCGGCCUGCUUGCUAACGAACUGUAG
Molecule: messenger RNA, 942 nt
Organism: Wickerhamiella sorbophila
Lineage: Eukaryota; Fungi; Ascomycota; Dipodascomycetes; Dipodascales; Trichomonascaceae
Exons: 1
Coding region: 1-942 (313 amino acids)
Biological process (GO): proteasome-mediated ubiquitin-dependent protein catabolic process; protein autoubiquitination; protein monoubiquitination
Cellular component (GO): cytosol; nucleus; ubiquitin ligase complex
Molecular function (GO): ubiquitin protein ligase activity; cyclin binding; ubiquitin conjugating enzyme binding
Source: RefSeq, a predicted model, not a curated record